Molecule: messenger RNA, 1464 nt
Organism: Physella acuta
Lineage: Eukaryota; Metazoa; Mollusca; Gastropoda; Physidae
Product: histamine H2 receptor-like
Biological process (GO): G protein-coupled receptor signaling pathway
Cellular component (GO): membrane
Molecular function (GO): G protein-coupled receptor activity
Source: RefSeq, a predicted model, not a curated record
AUGACAUGUACAACACGUGUCUUAUAUUUGGUGGUGUUGAUUACGUCACAAGUUCCCAGUCUAGACUCAAGUGAGGCCAAUAGCUACAAAAAUAACUUUAGCGACUGGAGAGCCGACGAUGAAUUACAGACAGACACUUCUGUUACUUCACAAAUUUCUCACACCGUUUCCGAUGUCCGAAUUGAGAAUCGAACGGAGAUUGUUCCGGGUUUUGGAUACAUAGACAGAUUACACCAGACAACAGAGAAACGGUUAGACAGACAUUUGGAAAAAGAAACGGAACAAGCAACAGAGACCAUUAUCAAAGAGCUCGAUUUUCUCGGCCAGGAUGACGUCAUUGCUCAACCCAGAAAUCUCUCGCGGUCUUCACAUGGUAUCAACAACACGGGACUGAUACCGGAAGUGGAGACCAACUCCAUCGACAACACCUCCCAACUCCACCCAACAUCCACCACAGCUCCACCACCCUACAGAAAUAUUCGAAUCAUCUUAAAAUGGUACACGGCCGUUGUCGUAAAUCCUGUAAUCGCCCUGUUCGGCAUUGUGGGCAAUUUACUCAACUGCGCCGUUCUGAAACGGAGCGGAUUCCAGAAACCUUCCAACAUCUUUCUCUUUAGUCUGGCUAUCGCUGAUAUUUGCGCUUUGCUGGGCGCCAUGGACGUUUUCAAGUUCCUUGUCCAGUUUCCUAAACACCUACCAUUGGGGAACAAUUUUUUGGAAUACGCAUGCGCGGAGCAAUGGCAGGUAGAGGUCCUACUGCGCAUGUCUUCACUUAAUGUCGUCAUCAGCAACAUAGGUUUGAGUACAAGCACUUGCUUAUGUGUGGUCAUAACCCUCGAACGCCUGCUCGCUGUGUUCUUCCCACUAAAAUUCGCCAUCAUCCUUACACCCAAAAGAGCGUGGAUAAUAUCCAUAUGUGUAUCCAUUUUCUGGAUAGGCUACACGUCCAUGCUUUUUAAAAUAUUCGUCUUUUCUUACCUGCAACUCUCUGACGUCACAUCCUGUGCUGCCACCUACUACAUACAUCUAAACACGGACGAAACGGCCCUAGAUACCGUAAUGGGCUGGUUCUCUAGUUAUCUGUCGCUGCUUAUAAUCGUGACUGGUUCGGCUGCCAUUUUCUUCAAGAUCGCUUCAAUACAAAGAAAACGGUUAAAAAUGACGUCAUCGGUUUCUGCGUCCUCCUUACGCACCACGCAAACUUUACUGACCGUGUGUUCCGUUUUCGGGUUUACCCAAUUGAUACGUUUCCGGUACGUCAUGUUUGAGACGGUGUUUGAUGACGUAGAUGUUGAGAUGAUGUACAGUAUGGUUGUCGUGACGACAUCCUACGCCAAUAGCGCCGUAAACUUCGUCAUCUACGUCACGCUGAACAGGAAGUUCAGGACUAUUUUACUGCGCAUGUCGGGGUGUAAGACGACCGGAAAUUCGUCGUCCCUCGUCAGUUUGACAAAAGCUAAUUAA